Eupeodes corollae is the source of this 674-nucleotide messenger RNA. RefSeq names its product DNA polymerase epsilon subunit 4 (gene PolE4). NCBI's taxonomy places the organism in Eukaryota, Metazoa, Arthropoda, Insecta, Diptera, Syrphidae. Bases 120 to 539 code for a protein of 139 amino acids. Gene Ontology annotation, molecular function: protein heterodimerization activity. The record is from RefSeq and is a predicted model, not a curated record. The transcript is spliced from 2 exons. Gene Ontology annotation, cellular component: nucleus; epsilon DNA polymerase complex.
UUGUUUUGAAUUUUUGACAACUAUUGACAUUUGCCCAAAUUUUACCCGCGCUACGACUGCUAAACAAAAUUGAAUUUAAAAAAUAAUAAAUAUUAAUUUUAUAUUUAAAAGUCAUAAAAAUGGCAAGCGAAGAUCUUUUCGAAGAUGAUUUAACAGAAGAAGCUGCUCCAGGCUUCGACCAAGAGAUAGAAGAAGCUACUGAAGAAGUAGAGGCUACUGAAUCUGCAGCGGCACAGGUUGAACCAGACGCCGAAACAGCUUCCCAUUCAGAUAAACAGAAAUCCAGUGAGCACAAACUUCUGCAAUUGCCUUUGGCUAGGAUAAGAAAUAUAAUGAAACUAGAUCCUGAUUUACAUAUUGCAUCGAAUGAAGCUGUCUUUCUUGUCACACGUGCCACAGAACUCUUUGUUGGCUCCAUAGCCAGAGAAGCAUACCAUUGCACGACACAAACCAAAAAGAAAACCAUUCAAAGGAAAGACGUCGACAUGGCCAUAAACACAGUCGAAACAUUAGUGUUUCUUGAUGGGGCAAUGUUCUAAACAUCUCAAUGAAAAAUGCUGUAUACAAAAUAUAACCUUUAAAAUCUAACUCAAAUUAAAAAACAAAAUAACAAUUUUUAUAAACAAAAAUGUAUUUUUUAUUUAAAAACAAUUCUAAACAUCGCAAAUAACCCU